AUGAUUAUAUUAGCUGUCUACUACACCCUGGCUGAUAUUGUUCUCCUCGGCCAAUGCUUCUAUUACCGUGGCUUCAACAUUCGAGAGGAGUUCUCUCGUUCCCCAGCGGAGUCAACAGUUGCUGCCACUGGAGGAUUGAACAGUGCUGAAAAUACUGAGAACGUGACCUCGACAGCAACUGAAAGAUCAUCACUCUUACCACGAUCGAAUGGCCAUAUCGGGGAUGAGGAGCAACCUACCUUGACAUCUGCAGAACAAGGGCGCCGUGAUUCGACAAACUCCUUUCACUCAUUCCGAGGUCUUCUUAAUUCCAAUGUCGACGGGACGCACCUUUCACCCGCGACCCCAUUCGUUGAGCCAAGUGAUUCUGCCCGCCCACAGAAACGUCGGCGUCGCAUCUCCCCUGUCCAGGCUAUUUUAUUUAACAGUACCGCCAUUGCUCUCGUCUGCGCGGCCGGUAUUCUGGGCUGGUACUUCAGCCCAACCUCCAAAAAGCCCUCAUCUGAACCAGAACCACUGACCAUGGAUUUACGGGGCCAAAUAUUUGGCUACUUCUGCGCCGUUUUGUACCUCGGCUCUCGCCUCCCACAGCUGCUGCUGAACUUCCGUCGCAAAUCUACCGAUGGCGUUUCCCUGCUCUUCUUCCUGUUUGCCUGCAUUGGAAACCUAACCUAUGUCUUGUCCAUCAUGGCGUAUUCGCCUGUCUGUCGGGGCAGUGCAGAUGCGGAGUCGCUGCGCCAUCAGGGAAAGUGUCAACCCGGCGAGGCGGCUGCCAUCUACGGCAAGUACAUUCUGGUAAAUCUGUCAUGGUUGGUCGGCAGCUUCGGCACACUUUUACUGGAUAUGGCGAUCUUUGUGCAGUUCUUCUUGUAUCGGGAUGCUGAAGAGGAUGAUAAUGAUGAAUAG
Molecule: messenger RNA, 906 nt
Organism: Penicillium chermesinum
Lineage: Eukaryota; Fungi; Ascomycota; Eurotiomycetes; Eurotiales; Aspergillaceae
Product: PQ-loop repeat-containing protein
Exons: 1
Coding region: 1-906 (301 amino acids)
Biological process (GO): basic amino acid transmembrane export from vacuole
Cellular component (GO): fungal-type vacuole membrane
Source: RefSeq, a predicted model, not a curated record